Molecule: messenger RNA, 863 nt
Organism: Capra hircus (goat)
Lineage: Eukaryota; Metazoa; Chordata; Mammalia; Artiodactyla; Bovidae
Gene: LRCOL1
Product: leucine rich colipase like 1
Exons: 6
Coding region: 201-674 (157 amino acids)
Biological process (GO): lipid catabolic process; digestion
Cellular component (GO): extracellular region
Molecular function (GO): enzyme activator activity
Source: RefSeq, a predicted model, not a curated record
UCAGCUGGAAGGCAGAAGGGUGGUGGUCAGCUGCGAGGAGGAGGCUGCAGCCGGGGACGAGGGCAGCUGAUCCAGAGCUUUCCCAGAUUGCGGGCCGGUCCAUCUCUGCACCAGACCCGAAGACAGGUGGUGGGCAGACACUGAUGGCUGGAAAGCUUGGCUCCAGCGCACCCAAGGGGAGGAUGUCAGUGGGCUGAGCGAUGGCCAGCGCUGGGCGUCUGCUGCUGCUACUGCUCUGCUCGCUACCCGUGGCCCCGGUGCUGACAAUCAAGAGGUACCAGCAUUUGUCACAUAAGAGCAUCGGAGAGCCCUGUGAGACACACAGUGAAUGCCAGAGCGACUGCUGUGUCACCAACAGCCUGAACCCUCAGAAGUUCUGCACCGCCCAGACCGUAUUCCAGCAGUGCCUGUCCUGGAAGAAGCCAAAUGGGUACAUCUGCAAGGACCACUUGGAGUGCCAGAGCAAAUGCUGUGUCGUCAACAAUUAUGGGGUGCAGACGUACUGCAAAGCCAAGACCAUCUUCCUGCAGUGCUUGCCCUGGCGCAAGCCCAACUGGGACUACUGCGACUACCACAGCGAGUGCCGCAGCAAGUGCUGCAUCCGGCUGAAUGAGCUCAGCCCCAACCGCUGCGUCCCCCAGAGCGGCAUCCUGCUCCAGUGCCUGCCCUGGUGACGUGGGCCCAGUCUGUGCCCUGGAGACCACCCUACACCCUGAGCCCUGUGUGUGUUCAUGGGACCAUGAAGACCCGCAGGUAUUACACGUCUAACCAUGAACUCCCGAGGCCAUCCAUGCCGUGCAAACCAAGGGCAGCUCCUGGAACCUCAAUGUGAUGACUUAGCAUGAAUAAACCUCCUGACUGAG